Messenger RNA from Spea bombifrons (plains spadefoot toad), 1662 nucleotides. RefSeq names its product transmembrane 4 L6 family member 4-like. The transcript is spliced from 5 exons. Lineage: Eukaryota; Metazoa; Chordata; Amphibia; Anura; Pelobatidae. The coding region runs from base 196 to 795 and encodes 199 amino acids. The record is from RefSeq and is a predicted model, not a curated record. Gene Ontology annotation, cellular component: membrane.
UUCCACCAACUGUGGGCAUAUAAAUUGGCAGGUGACUUUGUAAGCACAGCCAGAGAAGCAUUUCCUCUUGUCCAGUAACGCACUGCAUCUACAGGGGACUAUUUAAUAUUGGAUUAUUUCACCCGAGACACUCCUGGUUAUUAAAGUUCGAUAACCCUCUCUCCAUUAGGGCCAGUAUAUUUUUCAUCUUGAAAUAUGUGUUCUGGGGGCUGUUCAAAAUGCUUGGGCAUUGCCCUAAUCCCCCUGGCUAUUCUUUGCAUACUGGCCAAUAUCUUGCUCUUUUUCCCUGGCGGGAAGGUUGCUUCAGAAAAUGGACACAUUUCAGAUGAAGUCUGGUACUUUGGAGGAAUCUUGGGUUCUGGGGUUCUGAUGAUAUUUCCAGCCCUGGUGUUCCUUGGUCUGAAGAACAAUGACUGUUGUGGAUGUUGUGGCAAUGAGAACUGUGGAAAAAGGUUUGCUAUGUUUUCUUCUAUAUUAUUCGCUGCCAUUGGAUUCGUUGGCGCUGGUUACAGCUUCAUAAUAUCAAUUGUUGGUAUACACAAGGGACCAAAAUGCGAUGUGGGAAAUGGAAACUGGACAUACGCCUUUAAUGAAGGCGAUUACCUAGGGCAUCCAAGUAUAUGGAGCAGGUGCGAAGAACCUGCUGAUGUGGUCCCUUGGAAUCUGACGCUCUUCUCCUUGCUCCUGAUAAUGAGUGCAGUACAAGGUGUUCUCUGUGCUUUUCAAGCCAUCAAUGGGCUCAUUGGGAUGCUGUGUGUUGGUUGCAAAUGCUGCGGGGGUGAUGGACCUGUCUAACCACUAUGUGAUCAACUAGGUACAAAAUCCACCCCGCUCUUAUGUAUGAAAAAGAUGUCUGUGCUGGACUGUAGUACCUAAGAUAUAGUCAACCCAACUCAAGGAAGAAGACUGAGGAUGAAGGGCUUUUCUUCUUAAGCUCUGACUAAAGCUUCUAACAAACAUAAGCAAAUACAACAUCUCAUAUAUACUCAAGUAUUGAAAAUACUUUACUGUAUUGUAAUAUGCCCACAAUAUAUGCCCAUUAUUGACAGAAUGCAUUAUUGCUUCCUUGUCUUUCAUGCAUUAACUAUUGAUGAUCAUAUGUCAUGUUUACUAAAUCCAUUGCCGCUAAAUAUUAUUUCAUUCAACCGUAAAGCAUUUUUGUGAAGUUUGGGUAAUUUAUAUUUUAGUUUUUCUUUUAUUAUUGCAUUCAGUGGGAUAUAUGUGGCCACAUUUGUGUACAGCCCCAGUUUCCCAUUAACUCCCAUAUGAUUCAAUCUAUUGCAUCAAUGAUGUAAUUUCCAUCCUGCCCACCAGUCAACCUUGCCAUGCUGGACAUCACAGCACACAUACUACUGGUUUUGGCAGCAUUACAUUUAGCCCCAGACUACUCCAGCUAAAGCCUUUAGAAACACAAUCCAACGCAUCACUGUAUGUUCUGUAAUUUUUAUAGUACUAUUAACUACUCAAAAAUGUUUUUUUCCCAUGACAUUUAUGCCUGUUUUACAAAUGUAAAAAUAUUUAACUGUACUAUGCAACCUUCAUUUCUUUAUACAUGCAGAUAUUCUUCUUCUCUGGAUAAAGUUGACAUUGCAUUAACAACAAUAUUGUUAUAUCUUGUUACACACAUCAUUGCUCAUAUAAAUAUUAAACUUUUUUUUCACA